AUGGCACUUCGACAGGUCCAUACGCUGGACGCUUUCCUCGGUGGUCCAAAGUGUCUAAGAUUACCUCGUCAUGUACCAAAUAGGAUACCCAUCAGACCCCAUAACAAACCCCUCAUUUCAUUCUCUCGAUCCCUUACCACUUCAUCUUGUCUCAAAGGGAUAUUCAGCUCUUCCUCUUCCUCUUCCGACUCUUCUACGCCUCCAACUCCUCAACCAAUCAUAGAUUCCGACUCGCCUCUCACACCUUUCCAAGCCCGUAUAGCCUCAUUGGAAUCUACCGCUCAAAAUUCGCCGGAGAAUCUCGAAGCGCAAUUGGACCUCUUGAAGGAAUUGGCAAACGGAGGGGAAUAUAAUGGGCUGGUAGCUUAUUACCAGGCUAUGGCUCUGGAAGAGAGUGAAGAUGGUACAGUGGGAAGUGUGAACUUGUUGAAAGAUGAACAAGGGUGGAACUUGUUCUUGGAUGGGUUAGCGAGAGUAGGUAGAUUGGGUGAAGCUUCUUCAUUGGUAAGGAAGAGGGAUGGAUUGUUGAAGAAAAUUUUAUCGUCAAAUCCAACUCUAUCGUCGGAAUCAAUCAUAAAUCCUUCCAACAACGGUAUUCCUAGCUCUACAUCGGUUCUUUCUCACUUAUCAUCUUCUACUUCUUCUGCUCAAUCAACUCCCACAUCGACAACUUCGACUUCCCCAUUAUCGUCUUUCCUCUCCUCCUCUUCUCCAUCAUCUGGUAAUUCAUCUUCAUCCGGUACAUCUGCCUCGUCUACAUCCGGCUCAGCCUUGAAUCCUCUCUACGUCCAAAUGGCACCUGCGACUCCUCAAGCCAAUGCAUGGAAAGCCCUCAGAUGGUUAGGUGGAUUCUUACUUUGGGGAUUCAUAAUUUUGACUGUCAUGUCGAUGAUCAUGGAGAAUACGGGAUUACUCAAAGCUGGUCCUGGUCCGGCGGAAUUCGAACCUGAAGAAGGCAAAGUGGUCAAAUUCAGUGAUGUUCAUGGUGUAGAAGAGGCAAAGAGUGAACUAGAAGAAAUCGUCGAAUUCCUUAAGAACCCCGAAAAAUUCUCAAACCUUGGUGGUAAAUUACCCAAAGGUGUUUUACUCACUGGUCCACCGGGAACAGGUAAAACCAUGUUGGCCAGAGCUGUUGCUGGAGAAGCAGAAGUUCCUUUCUUGUUCGCUUCGGGAAGUAGCUUUGAUGAGAUGUUUGUAGGUGUUGGAGCCAAACGAGUUAGGGAACUAUUCGCUGCUGCUCGAAAGAAGGCUCCUGCUAUCGUAUUUAUCGAUGAAUUGGAUGCUAUUGGUUCUAAGCGAAGUGCGAAAGAUCAACAUUACAUGAAACAAACUCUGAAUCAACUGUUAGUCGAAUUGGACGGUUUCGAGCAAUCUGAGGGAGUCAUCAUUAUUGCCGCUACCAACUUUCCUGAAUCUUUGGAUAAAGCUUUGACUCGACCAGGUAGAUUUGAUAGACAUGUCGUCGUUGGUCUUCCUGAUGUACGAGGUCGAAUCGAGAUCCUCAAACACCACAUGGGAGAAGUCGCCUUUGACGUUGAUGUAGAUCCCUCAAUCAUUGCCAGAGGAUGUCCGGGUAUGAGCGGAGCGGACUUGCAGAAUUUGGUUAAUCAAGCUGCUGUGAAAGCUUCUAGGGAAGGAGCGAAGACAGUUGGAUUGAAACAUUUCGAAUGGGCUAAAGAUCGUAUCUUGAUGGGUGCCGAGAGAAGAUCUCACUUCGUCACUGAGGAAUCUAAACGUGCGACGGCUUAUCAUGAAGGUGGACAUGCGCUGGUGGCUUUACAUACGCCAGGUGCUAUGCCUUUACAUAAAGUCACGAUCAUGCCUCGAGGUCAGGCUUUGGGUAUCACCUUCCAGCUUCCAGAACAGGAUAAAGAUUCCUACACCCGCAGAGAAUACAAUGCCAUGAUAGACGUGGCUUUAGGAGGUAGAGCAGCGGAAGAAAUGGUCUUUGGUCAUGAUGAUGUCACGUCGGGAUGUUCGAGUGAUUUACAGAGAGCUACGGAUGUUGCUGCUAGGAUGAUCAGAAGCUACGGGUUCAGUGAUAAGGUUGGAUUGGUAGCUCACGGUGAUGAGGAGAGUGUGUAUUUGUCGGGAAAGAAGAAGGAUGAGAUCGAAUCGGAAAUCAGGAGUUUCUUGGAUACGAGUAUGGACCGAGCUAAAUAUCUGCUGAAGACUCGCGAGCAGGAAUUGCACACACUCGCCAAUGCUUUGGUAGAAUAUGAGACCCUCUCUUUAGAUGAAGUGAGGCAAGUCCUAUCGGGUCAGAAAUUGAACAGACCCACGACAGAAGGUGAAAGUUUGAAAUCCGAGGAAGAAGUCAGGAAUCAGGCGGGUGGCCAGAUUGUCGAUGGUAUAUAG
Molecule: messenger RNA, 2358 nt
Organism: Kwoniella botswanensis
Lineage: Eukaryota; Fungi; Basidiomycota; Tremellomycetes; Tremellales; Cryptococcaceae
Exons: 12
Coding region: 1-2358 (785 amino acids)
Biological process (GO): mitochondrion organization; protein quality control for misfolded or incompletely synthesized proteins
Cellular component (GO): mitochondrial inner membrane
Molecular function (GO): ATP binding; metalloendopeptidase activity; ATP hydrolysis activity
Source: RefSeq, a predicted model, not a curated record